This is a messenger RNA of Oikopleura dioica, 1713 nucleotides long. The record is from the annotation of a GenBank genome assembly. NCBI's taxonomy places the organism in Eukaryota, Metazoa, Chordata, Appendicularia, Copelata, Oikopleuridae.
AUGCGACACCAAGUGAACCACACUGCGUCGGCCAUUAUCCGUCAGGCCGUGUGCACCGUCCUCGACAGAAUAGACGCUCCAGUACCUCCUGCCAAUGGCCUUGUCUACCCUUACCGCAACAAGGAGUCAAGUGAAAAGGUCAAACAGAAUAAUAUCGAAGACCUGGACGAGUUCGGCCAAGAUGGUUGCCGUCUCUUCCUCGAUUUGUGCCUAAUGUCGUGCGGGGAUGAACCAAAAUGGUUGGUCGCUCUUGAUUCUGAAUCAGUUCAUCCGAGCUUCUGCCUUGAAAUGAUGGAGGCCGUCCUCAAUCAAUACGUCGAAAUUUUCUUCGCUUUUCCACAGUUCAUAUUUUUACUAAAAGAAAACGUCUGCAAUAUCGUCAUCAAAAACUUCUCGCCUAAGUGGAAUCUCCAGAGCCAGCUCUCGAUCGAGGCCAAAGUGGAGCAUUAUGUAAUCGCUACGAAGAUUUUAAAGGUCGUCGCGAUCAUGCUUGAGCGAUACAACAGCGUGCUCAAGACCGAGUCGGAGAUUUUUCUCAGCUUUUUAAUCAAGUUUCUUUCUGGCGAGCAGUGGCAGCAGGCGAUUGCAGUUGAAGUUCUACACAAGAUUUGCUGGAAACCAAGGCAACUACGGGAUAUUUGUCAGCAAUACGACUUGCAGAAUAAAUCAAAUGGCUCAACUCCCGUUUUUCAAGAGCUGAUCAAUGCACUUGCCUCGGUUACGUCAUCAAAGUUCCACAAGCUUUAUCGAAACAAAGAAGACCCAGAGAGCCCGAGCGAUGCGGAAAUUCUCGAUGAUUUGAGCAUCAACAAGUUGAUUCUCAAUUCGGAAACUCAAGCUUCAACCGAGCGUAACGAGAUCCCAUUUGUAUCUGAGGAUUAUGUUCUUCGAAUGUCAAUGUCAUGUCUUCUCGACAUUGCCACCGCUAUCAUCGACCUGGGCGAUAAGGAAUUGAUCAAGCGCCGCGCCGCGAAUGUCCCCAUCCACGAAAUCAACGAAACAGAAAACACGCUUCGCCAAAUGAUCAUGUCCGGCUGGUCCGGAUUGUUGCAGACAUUGAGUUUGCUCUUCGAAGCAGCACCAGAUGAGAACACUGUCAAUUCGGUAUUGGAUUUGAUGACGGCCCUGACGGCGGUCGCAGGCGGGCUAAACAUGGACAGUCCAAGGGAAGCCUUGGUCGGCACGCUUUGUAGAUUUGCCCUUCCGCCAGGCUAUCAUGAAAAGUCGUAUGCUGGGGAACAAACAUCAGGCGGGCAAGUGUUGGUAGUGGGACAGCCGCUCACGGCGUCAACGAGUUCCGGUGCUGGCUUUGUUCUGCUGACAACGCGGAAUAUUCAAGUGCUCCGCGCGCUCCUCGACGUGGCGUCAGAUUAUGGCCCUCUCCUUGGUCAAUCUUGGAGUCUUGUACUUUCUGCCUUACAGCAUCUUUCUUGGAUUCUUGGCUUCCAGUGUUCAAUAACAGGCGAAAUGACUGCCAAGGUACAGGAAAAUGGGCAAUCAACAGUUCUGACAACAGCGAUCUCACAAGAAAUUCCAAAAAUUUCGAAGAAAUUGGCAGAUGUAUUUGAGAACUCUUCAAAACUGGAUGAAGUUGCUCUCCAUCACCUCGUGAACGCUAUUUGCGAAUUGAGCACGGAAACAAUGGACCAGGCGUAUGGAAGUGCCACAAGAGAGCCAAGCCUUUUCGGAAUGGGAUUAAUACUUACAGAAUGA